This is a messenger RNA of Micropterus salmoides (largemouth bass), 1471 nucleotides long. RefSeq names its product annexin A5-like. Gene Ontology annotation, biological process: negative regulation of coagulation. The record is from RefSeq and is a predicted model, not a curated record. Lineage: Eukaryota; Metazoa; Chordata; Actinopteri; Centrarchiformes; Centrarchidae. The transcript is spliced from 13 exons. Gene Ontology annotation, cellular component: cytoplasm. Gene Ontology annotation, molecular function: calcium ion binding; calcium-dependent phospholipid binding. Bases 224 to 1198 code for a protein of 324 amino acids.
GAGAGAGAUCUCUGGUGGCCUUCGUUUUUGUUGUCACUGUUAGACCUCCCCUAAUUUAACUGUUGUUCCACCCUUUGUCCCCAAAAUAAUCUGGACCCGCCCUGUCGGCGGUCGGUCCUUCUUCUCUUCUCUUAUAACAGGUGUCACACCUGUCCUCUCCGUCUGCCUGGUGCAACUCCGUGAUUUUCUUCUUACCGCCGAACAAACCUCCAAGACUGUCAAAAUGGCCAGCAGAGGAACUGUGAAAGCCAGUGGAAACUUCAAUGCCAAGGCAGAUGCUGAGGUCUUGCACAAGGCCAUGAAAGGGCUGGGGACCAACGAGGCUGCCAUCUUGCAGCUGGUGACUGCUCGCAGCAACCCCCAGAGGCAGCAGAUCAAGGCCGCCUACAAAACUCAGUUUGGAAAGGAUCUGAUACAUGUCCUGAAGGGAGAGCUGGGUGAUAAAUUUGAGACCCUGAUCGUGGCUCUGAUGACCCCACCCAUCACUUAUGAUGUGACAUCCCUCCACCACGCCAUCAAGGGGGCAGGAACAGAUGAAAAGGUCCUGGUGGAGAUCCUCGCCUCCAGAACACCUCAGCAGGUGAAGGACAUCGUCGCUGCUUAUAAACAAGAGUACGAUCAUGACCUGGAGAAGGACAUAUGUGGUGAAACUUCAGGUCACUUCCAGAAUCUUCUGGUUAUUCUGCUGCAGAGAUGUUUUGUGUCUCGUCAGGCAAACAGGCAGGCGGGGAUCCAGCAGGAAAAUAUCCAGAGUGAUGCUGAGGCCCUCUUCAAGGCAGGAGAGCAGAAGUUCGGCACUGAUGAAGAAUCAUUUAUCACCAUCCUGGGAAGCCGCAGUGCAGAACAUCUCAGGAAAGUAUUUGAUGCUUACCUGAAGUUGUCUAAACAUGAGAUCGAGGAGAGCAUCAAGAGGGAAACAUCAGGAGGACUGGAAGAUCUGCUUCUCGCUGUCGUGAAGUGUGCUCGGAGCGUUCCAGGCUAUUUUGCUGAGAUCCUAUACCAUGCGAUGAAGGGUACAGGGACUGAUGAUGCCACCCUGAUCAGAGUGAUGGUGAGUCGCAGUGAGGUGGACAUGUUGGACAUCAGGGCUGAGUUCAAGAAGAAGUUUUCCUGCUCGCUGUAUUCAAUGAUCAAGAGUGAAACCGGCGGUGACUACCAAAAUGCCUUACUGUUGCUCUGUGGUGGAGAUGAUGCAUAAACAGGUCAACAAGCAAUACAAGAGAAAGCUUACCUGAAGUGCCUCUUCUCUAAGUUGGUCUGUUGUGCCUUCAAUUUGCUAACACAAAGUAAUAAUUCAUCACAACAAAACUUUCUUGUGGGCAUGGGAGAGGGAGCGAGAUGGCCCAUCAGGUCUUUUUAAACUAGAAUACCAAAUGUCUUUGAAAGGUAGCUAACACUAAUACCAAAAUUGUUUUGUUUGGACUUUGUAUGGCAGAAACAAUAAAUGCAAUAAUAAACAUUUUAGCUACAA